CGCGCUCUCUCCUAUGCGACAAACGUAACGCAUCAUCAGCCCGCCCCACCUUCAGACCACGCCCACCUCUACACCUACCCCUCUGCGCGCUCCCAACCCGGCCCCCAGACCAUGGCUGCCAACGGCGAUGCGGCCCAGCAGGCCUUUGGACCUGUGCUUGCAGCGCUUGCUACGAUGCAGAGCAAUGUAGACCGCGCGCAGAAGGGACAAGCACACGAGUUCUUGGAGCAGUUCCAGAAGUCGGCCGAGGCAUGGAAUACAAACUUCUCCAUAUUGCAGGCCGCCGAUGCCGCCGUGGAAGCAAAGCUGUUCGCCGCGACCACGCUCAAGGGCAAAAUCGUAUAUGACCUGCACCAGCUGCCCCGCGAAGCUUUGCCGCCUCUUAGGGAUACCCUGCUCGGCGUGCUCGCUGCCUUCCGAGCCGGCCCCAAGCCCAUACGGAUGCAGCUGUGCGUUUGCCUUGCGAACCUGGCCAUACAGAUGACCGAGUGGAAGGACGUUCUGCAGGUCAUUGUCGCAACGCUCGGAAACGACCCGGAGAGCAUCCCGUGCGUCCUGGACUUCCUGCGCGUUCUUCCGGAAGAAGUCACGGAAGGACGCAAGAUCAAUCUUACAGAAGAUGAGUUGAUUGAGAGGACAAAGGAACUGCUGGAGGACAAUGCGCAACAAGUUCUUGCAUUGCUGGGCCAGUACUCCAGAUCUUCCGAAUCUGCCGCGAAAAACCCUCAGCUCAUGGACUGCAUCAACGCCUGGACGCGUGAGGUGCCUCUCAAUGAUAUAGUCAACUCGCCACUUCUGGACACGAUCCUCAAUGGACUUUCCGCCGAUGAGUCUUUUGAAUCAGCGGUGGAAUGCAUUUGCGCAGUCAUCAGAGAAACGAGGGACGUGGAUGAGACGAUCAACGUCAUCCAGACGCUUUACCCCAGGAUUAUCGCAUUGCGCCCGAAGAUCGAGCAAUCCGCCGAGGAGGAAGACACCGAAGUCUUCAAGGGCAUUUCCAGGGUAUUUGCCGAGGCCGGAGAGGCUUGGGUUGUGCUCAUCUCCAGAAUGCCCGAGCAAUUCCGGGAUUUGGUGGAAUCAGUCCUCGAGAGCGCUGCGCGCGACAAGGAACGGGAUGCCAUUUCGUUCACCUUCAACUUCUGGUACGAGCUUAAGCAGUACCUUACUUUGGAUAGGUACAUGCAGGCCCGCCUGCAGUACGUGGAUGUCUAUUCGAAGCUUGUGGACAUCAUGAUCGGCCACCUUGAAUACCCUAAGCCGGAAUCCGGGGACGAGAAGGAUCUAUUCGAGGGCGAUCGCGAACAGGAGGAGAAGUUCCGUGAGUUCAGGCAUCAAAUGGGCGAUGUCUUGAAAGACUGUUGCGAGGUGAUUGGUGUCACGGAAUGCCUGCAAAAGUCGUACAAUCUCAUCGAGCAAUGGGUCAGUACUUACGGACCUCAGGCAUCAGCUAACAACGUUCCCGAAUGGCAAAAGUUGGAGGCGCCUUUGUUCAGUAUGAGGGCAAUGGGACGAAUGGUGUCACCGGAAGAGAACAUCAUGCUGCCCCGCCUGAUGCCAUUGAUCGUCAAGAUCCCCGACCAAGAGAAGGUCCGUUUCCAGGCCGUCAUGGCACUUGGUCGCUACACUCCUUGGACGGCGGAACACCCGGAGACGCUGCAACCGCAGCUGGACUACAUCAUGGCAGCUUUCAACCACUCGUCGAGGGAGGUUGUUCGCGCUGCUGCUUUGUCAUUCAAGUUCUUCUGCAACGACUGCGCCAACCUGCUCAAGGAUUAUAUCCCUCAACUUCAACAGUUCUACGCCAGUGUUCUGGAUCGCCUACCGCCCAGCAGUCAAGAAGAGAUUACUGACGGUGUCGCAUCUGUGCUAUCGGUACAACCUGCUGAGAACGCUUAUGAACAUCUCAAGCUUUACUGCACCCCUGUCAUGAAUACCCUCAUGCAGAUGGCGCAGAACGCCACUGAUGACCCGGCGAAGCUCGCAUUAGCAGACAAACUUCAGCUCAUCACCAUUUUUAUCCAAUGGGUUCAACCUUACGUUGGUCCUGGGCAACCCCAUCCCGCAGUCAAGUACUGUGAAGAGGUGUUCCCAGUCCUGGCGGCGAUUGCUGAGAGCUUCCACGAUUGCACUCCGAUUCUUGAGCGCGUCUGUCGCUGCUGGCGAUACAUGGUGCUCUCGUACCGCACUGCUAUGGCGCCUUUACUGCCUCAGCUUGCGGACAAGCUUGCUGCUGGCUUCACCGUGUCCAGGCAAGGUUGUUUCCUGUGGGCCACCGACGCCAUUGUCAGAGAAUUCGCACCUGGAGUUGAAGGUGUCGAUGCUCAGAUGACGACCGCAGUCUACAGUUUUUACGAGGCACAGGCCACGGCUUUCCUUAGGGCUCUUAGCGAGCUGUCUCCAGAGCAGCUUCCCGACGUGAUCGAGGAUUUCUUCCGUUUGUCCCUUGAUAUUCUCAUGUUCUACCCUCACCAAGCGAUUCUCUCGCCGCUGAUGACACCUAUUCUUUCUGCGGCCACCACCGCCCUUACCCUUCUCAAGGAAGAGCCCCUCAUCGCGUCCCUCCACUUCCUUCGGGACUUCCUCUCUUACGGCGGCGAAUCGUCACCCACCUCCGAGUAUGAUAACCCCAACGCGACCAACCCCCCGGAAAUCCAAGCUGCUGUCAAGCAGUUGAUCAUUGCGCGCGGCGAGGAGCUCACUCAGCGCAUCAUGACCGGCAUGAUGUACACGUUCCCCCGCGACUGCUUCCCGGACGCAUCUGGCGUGCUGCUCGAGAUGUUUGCCCUCAUGGCGCCGCAAGUAGCGAUGUGGAUCAAGACGACGGUUGGCAUGCUCCCAGCCGGUAGCAUCAGCCCGCAGGAGGCAGAGCGGCUCCUCAACAACAUCAACCAGCGCAUCGCGAGCAACGAGAUCCGCAAGAUUAGGACCCUGCUGCAGGACUUUACCAACUCGUACCGGCGGCGCAACGUGGCCCCGCGCGAGGGCCUGGGCCGCCUCGAGGCGUCGCGGUUCCGCUUCAAUGGCUGAGGCGGCGUCGGAGAUGGCCGGCCAGCGGCGGCGGUGGGUUGAGAAAAGUGAUGACGCCAGCCAGCCCAGCCAGCCAGCUAGCCAGGCAGCCAGGCAGAUAGGUCAGACAGUCAGUAGUAGUAGUAGCGAUUAGCAGCCGCAGCUUGCAUGCAUGGAAACGGAGUAGUGUUGGUGUUGGGGGUAGGGGUUCAAGGUGUCGAUUGGACGGACGGGAUGGCG
Messenger RNA from Aplosporella prunicola CBS 121167, 3246 nucleotides. RefSeq lists its product as uncharacterized. Gene Ontology annotation, biological process: protein import into nucleus. Gene Ontology annotation, cellular component: nuclear membrane; cytoplasm. The record is from RefSeq and is a predicted model, not a curated record. NCBI's taxonomy places the organism in Eukaryota, Fungi, Ascomycota, Dothideomycetes, Botryosphaeriales, Aplosporellaceae. The transcript has 8 exons. The coding region runs from base 112 to 3027 and encodes 971 amino acids. Gene Ontology annotation, molecular function: small GTPase binding.